AUGAGGAUUCUGUGCCUGCACGGUCGAGGAACCAGCGGGUUCAUCUUCAAGUCCCAGACGUCCUCCUUCCGCAGCAUGCUCGAAGAUCUGGAUAUCGAAUUCGAGUGGCUGGAUGGCGCGUACCCCGACAAGGCAGCACCAGGGAUCGACCUGUUCUACGACCCGCCCUACUACUCCUUCUACCCGGCCGACACGCUCGAGGCGCUGGCGGUGACGCGCCGCUGGCUGGACAACCACCUUGCACAGUCGGGUCCUUACGACGCGGUGAUGAUGUUCUCGCAGGGGUGUGUGGUGGGAUACUCUGCGCUGCUGCACCAUGAGAUCGAGCAGAGGACGAACGGGGCCAGCAGCAGCAGCAGCAACACCCCGCCGCCGUUCAAGGCGGCGAUCUUCAUCUGCGGCGGACCCCCGCUGCAAGAGCUGGAGAGUCUCGGCUUUCACAUCUCGGACGAGGUGCAGGCGCAGGAUACCCGGGCGCGAGAGGCCCUCGCCGCGCAGGCGGACUCGGCGGCCAUCCUCAAGCAGGGCGGGGCGCGGUGGGCGGGUGUCGCAUCUGAAGAUGAGAAGCCGGAGGAGGAGCUGCGGCAGCAGAUCACCGGUCCCUAUAAAGUUCGCAUUCCUACGGUGCACAUCUACGGGACCAAAGAUCCCCGGUAUGCCGCUGGUGUGCAGCUGUCGGGCCUGUGUGAUGAGAGCCUGCGUCGUACCUUCAACCACCAGGGCGGGCAUGAGAUCCCCCGGAUGGAGGCAGUGAGCCGUCAGAUUGCGGACAUGGUGCGCUGGGCUCUCAAGGAGUCAGCGCUUGUGUGA
Penicilliopsis zonata CBS 506.65 is the source of this 810-nucleotide messenger RNA. RefSeq lists its product as hypothetical. The coding region runs from base 1 to 810 and encodes 269 amino acids. The transcript has 2 exons. NCBI's taxonomy places the organism in Eukaryota, Fungi, Ascomycota, Eurotiomycetes, Eurotiales, Aspergillaceae. The record is from RefSeq and is a predicted model, not a curated record. Gene Ontology annotation, cellular component: nucleus; cytoplasm.